Molecule: messenger RNA, 1209 nt
Organism: Fibroporia radiculosa
Lineage: Eukaryota; Fungi; Basidiomycota; Agaricomycetes; Polyporales; Fibroporiaceae
Exons: 3
Coding region: 1-1209 (402 amino acids)
Source: RefSeq, a predicted model, not a curated record
AUGGCCGAUACCAAAGGCCCAGUUAUCGCCUCUAACAAGCUGGCGAUGUCCCGCGCACUCGGUGCCGCAUUCCUCAAUCAUCAGGUUCAGCAGCUCGAAAAGACCGUCUCGAAUACAGGCCCAGGGGGGAAUUGGAGAGAGCGGCGUGCUUCCAAUCCCACGGAUAAUUACUACAACUAUGGCCACCCCGACGGACGCCGUCCUCGCACGCUCCCUGCGAAAAUGCUCAAGAAGCGGGACGGCGAAGGAGUCGAUCAUGACGGCGACGAAAGGGUGCGAUGGAAGGACCCGAAGGAGGCAAAGGCUCCGAAGGACGCUGAUAUCGUCGUCGUCGAUGCCAGUGUGCUCGUCCACGCUCUCGCCCAGGUCAAGAAAUGGUGUCGUGACGGCAGAGAGGAGAUCGUCAUCGUCCCGCUCGAAGCCCUCAACACCCUCGAUCUACUCAAGAAGGGUAUGAGCUCCCUCGCCCAGCGUGCUCGCGCGGCAUCUCGCAUCCUCGAAGCCCAGGUGGGCACCAACCCUCGCAUCUGCGUGCAGCGCGACGACGCAUUCGUCCCCUGGGACUCCAUUGUCGAAAGGCAGCUCCCUGGUGCCCCGCCCACUGGCUCUCCCGAGUGGGUGCGCCGCACCAUCUGUUGCGCGCGCUGGGAAGUCGAGCACGCUGCGGACGAAGACGCCCCUGAACGCAAGUCCGACGCGGACCCGGGCCACGGCGGCAGGAAGGUCGUGCUCGCCGUACUCUCGCAGGCCCCCGAGGCGCAGUCCGAGGCGAUCCACAUCCCGUACUCCAAUGCAUCCUCGUCUCCUGUGCCGCUUCCCGCACCGCAGAUGAACAGACACGAACCGCGCUCGUCUGGUGCGCUCGUAGCGCAGUGGGCGGCGAAGGCCGGAAUCCCGGUGCUCGAAGUGGCGCCGUCCCCGCCCCCUGGAGCGAACGGACCCGCUGGAGACGCAGCAGCAAACGGACGUCACUCGCCGCAGAACACCCGUCGCUCGGGCGAGGAGGAGCGCAGCAAGCGCGGAGCACGGAGGAACUCGUACCUGCGUAGUGGCGGCGAGCGCGGCGGUGCGCCCUCGGGCCGCCCGGGCUCGAGUGGCGGACUCGUCGAGCGCCCUCCUGCGGUCAUGGCAAUGAUGGAGGCAGUGGCCCAGCCCAGCCGUGUUGUGCGCGUCCUCGCGCGCGGUGAGAAGCUCGACCCGGAUACUUAA